AAAAAAAUAAACAAAAAAUUUUAACCUUCAAGUAGCCAUUUUCAAUAUUUUCGUAAUCAAUUUAUAAUGGUUAAAAGAAGAUAUCAAAAAAAACAUAUUACAACAUCUAGUGAUGAAAGCGAUACCGAUGAAUUUUACGAGGAAGAACCAGAUGAAGUAUCUAAACCAAAAAAGUAUAGCCUGAGACAAAGGAAGGAAGCUAAUUUUGCUGAAGACUUUGAUUAUGAUGCGUUGGAAGAAAAUGAUACCAAUGUCCUUACCGGUACAGAGGUGUUGCGUUCUGAUGAUGAAGACUUUGAAUUGGGAAAAGCACAAAAACAAGAAAGUUCAGAUAUCGUAACGAAGAAUUCUUCGAAACCAAAAAUUACUGCCAAGGUAAACCAAGUGAGUGCCACCAACUGUAUUAUCACUAAAUGCAAGGACAGAGAACUGGAACCAGAUAUUCCGAAAAAUAAACAAAGCUGUGAAAACAUGAUCGACUUUGAAGAUAUCAUAAGAGCUGAUGUUCUUGUGAAUAAAAGUAAAAUUGAUUAUGAUAGUAUUAUAGAAAAAACAGAGAUAAAAAUUGAAAAAAAACCUGAAGUCAUUGAGAAUGAGAAGAAUAACGAGAAGUCUAUUAAAUUAAGAAAAAAUGGAGAACCGGCAAAAAAAAGGGGACGGAGGUCAAAAAAAAUAUUCUCAGAAGACUCCUACAGAGAUGACUAUGAAAGCCAAACAUUUGAAGAAACUGAAUCUACAGGAUUGCCCAUAAAUACUGUUCUUGGAGUUACAGAGUCAUUAUAUGAGUUAGCUGAAAGGUACCAUUUGCAAGGGGGCAUCAUUGAACCCUUGCCAAUGGAACCCAUAUUGCAUGAAGAUGUUCCUGCUGAACAUUCAAAAACUGCAUUCCUUGGGGAUGAUCAUGAUGUUUCUCUACAACAGGUAGAUCCUGCAUCAGGAGUGAUAGAGAUAUACUAAUUAUUGAAUUUGAUUAAUAAUAUAGCUUUAAGAGCAUUUUUCAUUAUGAGUUCAUUACAAGAACGUAAGUUUUCAUAAUUUGUGAUAAUGGUUCCCAAAUAAUGUGUAUAAUUUAUUUAGAAUUCCUAGAUUUCUAUAUCAGUUGAAAUUUUAUUAUGUUGAAUUAUACGUUUCAAUUAUUGAAUUGUAAAGAGAACUUCACAUUUGAAUUGGAUUUUAUGAAAUUAUCUGAAAUAUAACGUUAUUUUUUA
Messenger RNA from Coccinella septempunctata (seven-spotted ladybird), 1208 nucleotides. RefSeq lists its product as uncharacterized. Bases 67 to 957 code for a protein of 296 amino acids. NCBI's taxonomy places the organism in Eukaryota, Metazoa, Arthropoda, Insecta, Coleoptera, Coccinellidae. The transcript has a single exon. The record is from RefSeq and is a predicted model, not a curated record.